Messenger RNA from Thermothelomyces thermophilus ATCC 42464, 453 nucleotides. RefSeq lists its product as uncharacterized. NCBI's taxonomy places the organism in Eukaryota, Fungi, Ascomycota, Sordariomycetes, Sordariales, Chaetomiaceae. The transcript is spliced from 2 exons. The coding region runs from base 1 to 453 and encodes 150 amino acids. The record is from RefSeq and is a predicted model, not a curated record.
AUGCCUCGUGAGGCCCAUUCUGCGGCCCCGGCCAUCGCUGGGCCGGCUUUUCUGGCCGACCCCAUCGGCACAGCCCUGUUCUCCCUUUUCGGGCAGCGGCAGCAGGUGUCGCCGCCGCCGCCGCAGAUGGCAAGGCUUCGCGCCGGAGCUCUGCCCUUGGCCUGCCCCAACAGAGAUGGCUUGAUGGCCGCUAGAAGAUCAGCAACCUUUGUGAGGGAUGGCCGGCACCCAUCCGCUCGAUGUCUCCUCGCCGGUGCACAUUCCGCCGAGCGCAACCGGCCUGUUCCUGAGGUUGGGGGACGUUGUGACCGCUCUCGUACCUGGCCGCGUCUUCGUCCCGGCUGCUCGGUAGCAGGCGCCCUGCGUACGCAACAUAUCCUUGAGUGUAACACCGAAUUGACUGUCACCAACAAUGGCCCGCGGCUGCGGCUGCGCCUGUGCGAUAACUGCUAG